This is a messenger RNA of Kickxella alabastrina, 864 nucleotides long. Its product is annotated as phosphoribosyltransferase-like protein. The record is from RefSeq and is a predicted model, not a curated record. Lineage: Eukaryota; Fungi; Kickxellomycota; Kickxellomycetes; Kickxellales; Kickxellaceae. Bases 1 to 864 code for a protein of 287 amino acids. The transcript has a single exon.
AUGGUCAGCCUCGACAGGCGGCCAAGCGUCAGCAGCAACAGCAGCAACAGCAGCAACAGCAGCAACGAUAGGAACGUUGACUCAGACUACGCGUCGACAGCGAGGCCGCGCGCCAGGUCACAAAUGGACGUGAUAGAUGGCCGAACGGGCACACUCAGGGACCACAGCAGAGGCCGGCAAGCGAUAUUCAACGACCGGAUUCAUGCAGGACGGCAGCUGGCCAACAACUUGCGGGAGUACGUGGGCGACAGCAGCGUGGUUGUUUUGUCCAUCAGCCGCGGCGGAGCAGUCGUCGGCUCCGUGAUUUCCGCGGCCUUGGGCCCACGAAUCCAGCACCUGUACUAUAUUGUGCGGUCAAUUCCGUGCCCCAAUCUCCCGCGGCUGUCCCUGGGCAGCGUGGCCGGCGACGGCAGCGUGCGCAUAGACAAUGCCGUGGCCAAAUGCGUAGGCGCCAAUGCCAAUUCCCCUUGGCUCCUGCAAAGCAUCGAUGCAAUCGACGAGCAGCUCAAUUGCGAGCAGCGGCAGUUUCAUUUACCUGCGCCCACAGUCGAAAUGCUCCAAGGCCGGACACUCCUUGUGGUGGACGAUGGGAUUGAGGCCGGGGACACGAUGCGCGAAGCCAUUAUGCACUUGAAACACUGCUAUGGCGCCAAUAAGAUCAUUGUUGCCGUGCCUGUGUGUUUGGCGGAUCUGCGCAAGCAGCUGCUGCGGCAUGUGGAGAGCGUGGUUGAUAUUGUGUCGCCGAUUUUUGUCGGAUCGAUUGCGCGGUGGUAUGCGCGGGGUGUGGCUGCGUCACAUGCGGAGCAGAUUGUUUUGAACCGCCUGUUUACGAACACUGGAGGCAGCGAGUUUGAUCUGGAAUGA